This is a messenger RNA of Gracilinanus agilis (Agile Gracile Mouse Opossum), 1050 nucleotides long. Its product is annotated as protocadherin gamma-A3-like. Gene Ontology annotation, cellular component: plasma membrane. The transcript has a single exon. Lineage: Eukaryota; Metazoa; Chordata; Mammalia; Didelphimorphia; Didelphidae. The record is from RefSeq and is a predicted model, not a curated record. The annotation marks the transcript as partial. Gene Ontology annotation, biological process: homophilic cell-cell adhesion. Gene Ontology annotation, molecular function: calcium ion binding.
AUGGUCUCUUGGCAAAAAUACCGGAAUGGUAGAGAUCAAAUCCUCUUUUGUUUUCUUCUGGGGCUGCUACUGGACACCAUGACGGCGCAAAUCCGCUACUCCAUUCCCGAGGAGAUGGAGAAGGGAUCUUUCGUGGGCAACAUAGCCAAGGAUCUGGGGCUGGAACUUCAGGAAUUGUCGCAACGAGGGGCCCGCAUUGUUUCCAGAGGUAAGAAGCAGCAUUUCGCUCUCAAUGUCAGAAGCGGCAGCUUGGUCACCGUGGACAGAAUAGAUAGGGAAGAGCUCUGCUCCCAAAGGGUCCAGUGCCUUCUGAAUUUUAAUAUUCUAAUUGAGGACAAAUUGAAAAUUUAUUCAGUGGAGGUAGAAAUAACCGAUAUCAAUGAUAAUGCUCCUCGUUUUCGAGCUGAGGAGCUAGAACUAAAAAUCAGUGAAACAACGGCUCCGGGAACACAGUUUAUCCUAGAAAGUGCUUAUGAUCCAGAUCUGGAAAUGAAUUCGCUCCAGGACUAUGAGCUGAGCCCCAACCAUCACUUCUCUCUUCAAGUACAAAGUAGAGCUGAAGGAGUCAAGUACCCAAAACUGGUACUGGAGAGGCCCCUGGACUGGGAGGAAGAACCUGUUCACCACCUCAUACUCACAGCACGGGAUAGGGGAGAACCAGUCCACUCUGGCACUGCUCGAAUCCUCGUGACUGUCCUGGAUGGAAAUGACAACGCACCAGUAUUUACUCAACCAAUUUAUACCGUGAAUGUUCCUGAGAAUGUACCCCAGGGGACAACACUGCUCACAGUAAAUGCCACGGAUGCAGAUGAAGGAAUCAAUUCUCAGGUAAGAUACUUUCAAGUGAAAAUACCUGGGAAGACCUCACAAAUAUUUCAACUGAAUUCUGUGACUGGAGAAUUAACAACCUUAAAAAAUCUAGAUUAUGAAGAUACAGAAUUCUAUGACAUAGAAGUAGAGGCCCAAGAUGGUCUUGGUCUCUGGGGCAGAGCUAAAAUUCAUGUCACUGUUGUAGACAUGAACGACAAUGCCCCAGAAGUAACUAUCACC